This is a messenger RNA of Pediculus humanus corporis (human body louse), 873 nucleotides long. RefSeq names its product proteolipid protein M6-1, putative. Bases 1 to 873 code for a protein of 290 amino acids. Gene Ontology annotation, biological process: neuron projection development. NCBI's taxonomy places the organism in Eukaryota, Metazoa, Arthropoda, Insecta, Psocodea, Pediculidae. The transcript has 6 exons. The record is from RefSeq and is a predicted model, not a curated record. Gene Ontology annotation, cellular component: plasma membrane.
AUGAACGGGGGAGAAGGAAGAAGGAGUAGAGAAGCAGUAAGAAACAGUAUUCGAUCGUACGGUGUCAAAGUCAUGGAUUCUGCUUCUCUACCAUUGAAAAAAAACACGAAACAAACGGAAUCGCAGGAAAGCGUGAGCAGGUUUUCGGAAAAAUCAUUGCAUUCCCAAUACGAUAUUCGGGAAGGUUCGUGCAAGGAAAUUGUUUUACGCAUACCCUACGGAUCCCUGUUCGGUACUUUCCUAUGCAUUUUGGGACUCGUGUUGGCUAUAAUCAGUUUCACGAGGAUCACGUCCUUGGAAGAAAUGAUGUAUAAAGACGUUUUGAAACGAGAUCCGGAACCAGAACUUGUUCGACAGAUAUAUUCCAUCGUCACGUACACGUUGACGGGUGCGUUAGCCAUAUUGUCAUUGAUAAUUGGAUUUUUGUCGACCGGAGACACGAGAGCCGAAGUUCACAAUACGUGGAAAGCAAAACUCGGUGGAAGGAUAACGUGCGGAAUCUUGUUGUUCGCAUCGUUCGUUCUUCUUUUCUCGUGGCUUAUGGGAUGCUUUUACACGGGAUGGGGAUUCAACAUGCAUCGAAUAGAUCGUGACAAUUGCGAUGCAUACACGAAUGACAAAUCAAGAUGUCUUCCGAUUCCAUUUGAGACGGACAAAAGAAGGAGAGAACUUUGCGAUGGUCAAGAGAUAAAAAAAUUUUGUAAAGACUACACCGAGAAAGCAUUGAACAGUUUCGCCAUAUUUGGAUGCGGAAGUUUGUUCGUCACGAUCAGCAUGUCAAUUUUCAUUUGUUGUUUGGCCGCGAAUUACACGAUGAUACGUUUGGAAUCCAAACUCCAAGAAUUGGAAGAACUCGGACCUCGGAGGUUCUAG